AUGCCUCUCCCCGGAAGCAGAGUAUUGGUUGUUGGUAAGUCGCACGAUCUCCAGACCACUCCUCGCCAUGCUGAUGGAUGUCUAGGCGCCAACAGAGGCAUUGGCUUGCAGUUUGUGAAGUCGUAUUUGGCUCUCAACUGUGAAGUGACCGGGACCAUUCGUCCGGACAGCAUGAGUGAUGCGAGCGCGGACGAUCUGAAGCAGACAGGCGCAAAGAUCUUGGCGCUUGACUUCGUUGACGAGAAGACAAUCAUACAAGCGGCCAAAGAUUACGGAGACGAACGAUUGGACAUCCUCGUCAACAAUGGAGGUGUACACGUCUAUCCCGAGUCAUGGCUGGAACACUCGCAACAGUCAUUGAUGGAGCGCUUUCAAAUCAUGGCAGUGGGCCCUUACCUUACUUCCAAACACUUUCUGCCCAACCUGCUCAAAAGUGAUGCCGGCAAGAUCGUGAACAUCUCUUCUGACUUUGGCUCAAUCGGCGAUAAUGACGAGGGUGAAUGUAUCGCCUAUCGCGUAGCCAAAGCUGGGUUGAACCAAGUGACGAUGACGAUCGCCCAGGAGCUCAAAGCGAAAGGGCACAAGAUCUCGACCAUGAGCGUCAACCCAGGCUGGGUACCAACUCGUAUGACCAAGGGAAAGGGCAACACCAAAAUUGAAGAUUCAGUGGGCGGCAUGAUCAAGUUGGCGGAUGAGAUGACGCUGGAGAAUACCGGACAAUUCCGCAAGUGGAACGGCAAGACUCUACCAUUCUGA
Messenger RNA from Cyphellophora europaea CBS 101466, 756 nucleotides. RefSeq lists its product as uncharacterized. The record is from RefSeq and is a predicted model, not a curated record. The transcript has 5 exons. Lineage: Eukaryota; Fungi; Ascomycota; Eurotiomycetes; Chaetothyriales; Cyphellophoraceae. The coding region runs from base 1 to 756 and encodes 251 amino acids.